This is a messenger RNA of Carassius gibelio (silver crucian carp), 1673 nucleotides long. RefSeq names its product nuclear speckle splicing regulatory protein 1 (gene nsrp1). The record is from RefSeq and is a predicted model, not a curated record. Gene Ontology annotation, biological process: regulation of alternative mRNA splicing, via spliceosome. The transcript has 7 exons. Bases 48 to 1484 code for a protein of 478 amino acids. Lineage: Eukaryota; Metazoa; Chordata; Actinopteri; Cypriniformes; Cyprinidae.
GUUAUCGAAUCUGCUAACGUUUUACGCCAGAUAUUUAUCGAAGCAAGAUGGCGACCGCUGGUAAACAGUAUGGGCUCAUUUUGUCCCGGAAGAGUGCAUCAAAAUCUGCCCCUCUCUCCCGGCCCUCUGUGUUUGGAGAUGAUUCUGAUGAUGAGACCUCCGUUGGGGAGAGCUUGCAGAAGGAGUCAGUCAAAAAGAAGAUGAUGAAGCAGACCCGUCUCGAGAUGCAAAAGGCCAUUGAAGAGGACAGCACCGUCUAUGAGUAUGAUAGUGUGUACGAUGAUAUUCAGAAACAGAGACUGGAAAGCAAUAAGAAAAUGCUAGGUGGCACAGACAAAAAGCCCAAGUAUAUUAACCAGCUGCUCCGUGCAGUCGAAGAGAGGAAAAAGGAACAGGAACGCCGUGAUGAGAGAAAGAUCCAGAAGGAGAGAGAAGCAGAGGGCGAGAUGUUUGCUGAUAAAGAGGCCUUUGUCACUGCAGCUUAUCGCCAAAAACUUAAAGAAAGACAGGAAGAGUUGGAGAGAGAGAAGAGGGAAGCAGAGUUAGAAGCUGCACUGGAUGUCAAGAAGCAGAAGGAUCUUAGUGGAUUUUAUAGACAUCUUCUCAAUCAGACAGUCGGAGAGGAGGUAGUGCCUGAUCGUAGUGCUCAAAGAGAGGAGAAAGCUACAGGCUCUGCAGCAGCAGAACGGUCACCAACCCCGGAGCCUGCAGUGAAUCAAAAAGAGCGCGAGGCAGAAUCCCACAGCGAUGAGGACCAGAGUGAUAAAACUGCAUUCACCAAGACCACCACAAACAUCAAUCACCCAAAACGGCACUACAGACAAAAAUCCCCUCUUUCAGAUAGUGAUGUUGAGCGUGAGAGGGAAGAGAUUAAAGAAAAGAGUCUCAAGGAAAGAGACAGGGAUGCAGCAAAGGAUAAAGAUAGAGAGAAAACCAAAGACAGAGAAGAUAAGCACAGUCACAGAAAGGAAGACAAGGACCGCAGAAGAGAAAGGGAGCGAGACAGGGACAGAAAAGAUGACAGAGGUCGAGACAGGAGGGACAGAGACAAAGAUGACAGACAUGGUAACAGGGACAGAAGAAACAGCAGUCCAAAAGACAGAGAACGAGACAGAAGAAACAGCAGUCCAAAAGACAGAGAAAGACACCGUAAAGGAGAACGAGAGAGAGACAGACGAGAUAACAGCCCGAAGGACAGGGAACGGGACCACAAAGAAGAGAAAGAUCAGAGGGACCGAGAAAACCAGAAAAUGGACAGCAAAAGGAAAAACCAGGAUGAGGAAAAAAUUAGCGAGACACAGAUGGAAAAUGAUAAAGAAGAAAAAGUUAUGGAAUCAGAGGACAAAAGUGAUGCACAACAGAAACCUAGUAAAUUUGCAAAACGGAGCAGUGAUCAGACUGUAAAUUCAGCCAAAGAGAGAUAUCUGGCCCGGCAACUUGCUCGUUUUGCUGCAAAGCCCUACAUCGAAAAAGAUGAAGACUAGCAAAUGGAUUGAUCAUUGUAUCUCACUUUUAUGCACACUUCUCCCUCUUUGAAAGUGUAUGUAUUGGUUUAAGGCAAAUAAUUUCAAAGCUUUAGUGAGCCUAAGUGCUUGUAAAUUUGAGUGUUUUCUUUCUUGUAAAUUGUACUUCAUUGUCAGAGUUAAUAAAGAGAAGGAAGAAAAAAACCUGCA